UGCACGCGGAAGAAGAUUGGCGUCCUCCCUUCUGUCACCUGGCUCUCUUCAAAGCGGAAAUUUCGACCUAGAGAGGACUGCGAGCAGAGAAUGGUGCUCAAGACACCGUCAGAUUAUGGGUGCGAUGUGAUGCGACGAGAUGCCGGGGAGACGUGACGCGCGCUUAUCGGCGGCGCUCGAUUUGGUUGUGUCCAUUUUUUAUGUGCAUUUCUGCUCUCCAGUAGUUUAGACCCGAGGGUAGGAGAGAUCGAAGGUUUAGUUGUUGCUAGUGAUGGUGGAGGUGGAGGUGGCGGGCCCCAGAAUAGAUUGUGGCAGAAACCGGCCUGGAGCCGCUCGACUCUCAUCUGUCUGCUUGCUUGCCCACGAGUGCUCUGGGCUGACAUGGGUUUUGUCUCGAGCGGAGCCAGUGGAUCUUGGUCUAGCUCUUCGUGUUUGCAUUUGCAGAUUCUGAGCCAGUGAAGGCCCCGGCGAUUGCAAAUUUGAAAGAUCCGAACAGUCUUCCGCCCUCCUGCUUCCGUUCAUCCUCUGCAGAGAAGAGGAUAUUCGAGGUUCGACGCGUGUUUGCUGCUGCUGUGAAAGGUGGGGAAGUGAGUGGCCCUCCGAAGAACUGAAAGGAAUCGAAGCAGGAGGGACGAAAUCCAAAGGGCCGCCAUGGGGUUCGAGCUCGCGGAAAGUACUCGGCUGGGAUUUAUCGGGGCGGGUCAAAUGGCAGAGGCCAUCGCUCGGGGUUUGGUCAAUAAAGGCGUAAUUCCUGCACAUCGCAUCACUACUUCGGACAUCAGUCCGAGCCGCCAAAAAGUUUUCCAAGGAUUCGGCGUGUCAGUGCAGCCAUCUAAUGCCGAUGUGGCUGCAAACAGCGAUGUGCUCAUCGUCGCAGUCAAGCCACAAUACGUGCCGGUUGUGCUAUCGGAUGCGAGUUCUCAGCUGACGAAGAAUCAUCUUGUAGUGUCCAUCGCUGCGGGUGUCGCACUAAAAGAUUUGGAGUCUUGGGCUGGAGGUGCGAGAGUGGUGAGGGUUAUGCCGAAUACUCCGUGUUUAGUCGGUGAAACCGCAGCAGCGCUCAGUCCCGGUACUUUGGCUACAACGGAGGACGUAGAGCUGGUCAAGGGAUUAUUUUCAGCCUUGGGGCAAAUCCACGUUGUCAAAGAGAGUCUUCUGAAUGCCGUUACAGGCCUCAGUGGAAGUGGGCCUGCUUACGUGUUUAUAGCCAUCGAGGCUCUGGCCGAUGGCGGAGUGGCCGCGGGACUUCCGAGAGACGUCGCGCGUUCGUUGGCUGCACAAACGGUUUUGGGAGCAGCCAAGAUGGUGAUUGAGACGGGAAAGCACCCCGGGCAGCUGAAAGACGAGGUGGCUUCACCUGCAGGCACAACAAUUGCAGGAAUUCAUGAACUGGAGAAGGCCGGAUUUCGUGCGGCUCUGAUGAACGCCGUAAUUGCUGCCACCAAGCGCGGUGACGAAAUGUCAGGCUGAGUUUUUUGAGCAAGUCGUGUGAGAAUUUAGGGUUUAGACGUAGAUUUGUCUAGCCACGUUCAAGGAGGGUUCGGAUCGGGUUAGAGGUACAACGUUGCUCUUCAGUUUGGCAGGUGAAGAUGGCAUUAUGGUCAGGCUUUUCCGUACACAAGAAUGUUCUCGUGGGUGAUGUUCUGAUCAAGUUUUGGUCUGGGAUGAUGAAUAUUAAUCAAAGACUCAGUGGUUUCAACAGCAUGUCUCAAAUUCUGUAAGCUAUUUUGGUUCAUGUUUCGUUUGGUGGAAACUAUAAGGAUGUAUCUCACAUGUAAACGAAGUUAACAACGUAGAUAUUUACAUGUAUUGGCGAGUACUGUGACGUAUCAUCACUAAACGUUAACAUGUGCGCUACGAUUCGAUCAGUAAAGCAACUUGGAGCUUGAG
Messenger RNA from Marchantia polymorpha subsp. ruderalis, 1890 nucleotides. The record is from the annotation of a GenBank genome assembly. Lineage: Eukaryota; Viridiplantae; Streptophyta; Marchantiopsida; Marchantiales; Marchantiaceae.